AUGGCAACCUCAAUUUCUGAGGAAGACAAGAACACCCCCAUGUGGGCGGUGUCUCUUGCAUUCGAAUUUACCCCAGACGCUGUCGCCUGGUUGAUCGAUCAAAUCAAGCGUUCCCCAGCCGUGCACUCGACCUUCUUCAGCAAAGUCAGCAACCCCAACAAACCAAACAAACAGGUGGACAGCCUCGCCAUCAUUACGGUCGCCAAGCUGCUGGGCAAGGUGGCGAGUCAGGAUCAUGGUGUUCCAAACUUUUCCUCUGCCAUCAACGCUGAUGGUGCCAAAAAGAAAAUAUCUGCAUGGCUUGACAAGAACAACGACGUGCUGAAUGGUUGGUUCAUCAACUUGGUGCGCGAGAAGUUUGAGAAGCACCUCAAGGAAAAUGGCCUGACCAAGGACAUUGACGCGUGGAAGUCCACCAUUUUGAAUCAGGAAUUUGUGAACAUGAUUGUUGUGGAAAAGGCAAAGGCAAAAGGCGGAGUUCUCACAGCGCAGGUCUUGGCCGUCUUGAUCAAGGAGUACUUUGGGCAGACUGAGCUGAACACCUUUCGCAAGCUUGUGGCUUCCGCGACACCCGGUCCAGACGUCGGCAUCUUAGACGUGGUUGACGGCAAGCACGUGUGGAUUAAUCCACCCUCGACUUUCAUAGACAGCGCAGACAAGGCCCUGUCAAAAGAUGUGGAGAACGUUGGCAAGAAGAAAACAUCCCACAAAUACUGCGUUCCAGCCCCAACCCCAGUUCCUGUAACAUCCUGCAACGUCACGGAGAAGUGGGGUGCAAGUGCCGCGUCCUGGCUGGACAGCCACGCCUCAGGGCUCGACGGUAUCUACAAGAAAGGCACGUGCAAGGUCGCAUACAGUUACGAAGUGCUGAUUUCCAUCUUCAAGCAUGGGGCUGUGCAUCAAGUGCCAAUUGCUUCUGUUCAAGAGGACGACGUCAUCAUAUGCCAGGACGGCCAUCUUGGUGGUGCGCUUGAGAUUGUGUCAGAUGAGCAAAUCUGCAUCAGCUACACUGGUCCGCUCUACACAUUUGAAGCUGUGCCGCUCAGCAAACGCCACACACCUGACGAAGCAUCAGCCAUCAUUGAAGGCCCAUUGUUGUUGUUGUUGUUGUUGUUGUUGUUGUUGUUGUUGUUGUUGUUGUUGUUGUUGUUGUUGUUGUUGUUGUUUGCACACGGCAACCUGGUCGCUGUGUCUCCGGAUACAGCCAAUGCCGAGAACCACUUCGCCCAUUGCAUGCAACUCACGCCAGGCACCCAGCUACUCCGCGCCAAAGGCAUGGACAUACACGAGGACGGCACUGCGGUGAAAGUGGAGUACGAGGUGGUCGUCGUUGUCCGCGUGGAGCAAGUUCAACCCUCACCCACGCAGGACGAUGGCAACUCAGUUCCAAACCCCGAGCAGCAGCAGCAGGGCCUCGCCUCUGACACAUCCGUUAGGCCCGUGAUCAUGUAUGACCUUCACCUUCGCGAAGGGCAUCGCAGCUACCAUGCUGGUGGCUUCGUCUCCGGCCUCAACUACCCCGAGAUCACACGCGCUCGGUUUGACCACAUUGCAAACACAUCUACACAUUUGCCCGCAGUCCAUCGCCGAGAGAUUCUGCAGACAAUCAACAAGCUGGAGAAGCACGGAGGAGCACUGGGCAUGACUGGUGGCGAGCCGCACACGAGCGGCAUGGCUCGGUCCAAGCCGCACCACAACCCACGUCACCACGCCCGCACCCAUGUCGCCCAUUUCCGUCACAUGCACGCGAGCACAAGCGUCUUCCGGCUGCACGAUUGUGAUGCAUUUGUGUCCACAGCACCGACAUCCACUGCCCACGCACCGAUGCUGGGCGCGAGCAACAUGCACAUGGUACUGUCGGAGGGCAAUGUGUGCUUUGGGGGCCAAGCAGCCGAGGCUUGCCAUUUCACGGAUGACGGAACAGUGCUUGCAAAAAUGCCGGGAAAGAACCGCUAUCUGAUGGCACGGUUGCGGCCACAUGGUAUCUCCGGCCACGCCACAAUUGCAACCGUUGACCCCGAGUCGCAGCAGCUCUCCUCAGUGCACACGGUCCAACUCUCGGCGGAGAACGACUACUCCACCAACAUUAGACUGCCGUGUGAAGUUCAAGGAGCUGACUUCUCCCAGGUCCCAUUGCACCUGCACAUCGGGCUGCAAGACGGUGCGGCUUUCGGUUUCCUCUACUAUCCAGAGGCCGCGCUUGACUCUGGUGGAAACAACUUGCAGGACGACCUGAACGAGGUGCUGAGAAAGGCUGGGGAACUCAGCACUGUCGGCCUCAACCCCCAGGGUCAUUUGGUUUUCAGCAUGGAUGAAAGCGCUAGACUCACAGAAAUUGGCGUGCAAGAGGCUGAACUCACCAUUUCCAGUGACGCCAAGUCUGUUUCGGGCACCGCUACGCUUCACAGGCGCAACAGUACAGAGAAGCCCGAGCAAAUCGAGGUGUGUGGCCAUAUCAUUCACGCAGCCACUGACAGCGCCCUCGCCCUGAACACUCUGCGUCUGAAGCAGACUGCUUACCCGUCAACCUUAAGUGCACCGCCGAGAAUGCUUGCGGGGAAGCCACUCUGGGUGCGCCACGCUGUUCUGCUUGCAGCCGAUUUUCCCAUGUCAGUGCAAGAGCUUGCCGAUAUGGCACCACCUGACCCGCAUGCAGUGAACGAGUUGACGUUUGCCAAGCUGGAGAAGUUGAUGAAAAACUCCAUUUCCGAGAAGGACCGGCGUGACCUCUUGGGCGAGGCUCAUGCACCAUCACUCAGUCGAUAUGAGAAGGACGUGCUCGAAAAGAAGGGCAUGAAGGAGUUUCUUGGUGGCGAGUUCUUUGCCGCUUACCUUGGCCAAGGCACUGUCAACAACAAAGACUUCAAAGACGCCUACUCUAAGUUCACUCCAGGCCAAAAAGUGGCAGACGACAGGCUCAAGUGGUAUUGGCGCGGCAGCGGCAAGAGGAUGAAACCUGACAACAAAACCGUGGAGAACGCAGACGAUGUGACAUCAGACAGCAGAAAACACAUGGACAAAGUUCUGGGCAAGAGCCGCUACUUUGCCGAAGCGCAGAAGUCUCUUGCCGUCCUCGCCUUUGUUGAGCACCUGCCACAGUUCCACCGAUACAUGGACCUCAAGCCCAAGGAAAAGGAAGAGUGGGCAAAGAAGCUGUUCGAUCACGUCACGAAGCCCGCGUACCUGAACAGUCUCACGACCAUCACAGUGCUGGACCACGGCAAGCUGAACAAAAUCAGCAUGCUGCUCCUGUCCCUUGCACCUGACAAAGACUACGCCAAGACCCUGGCCGUGAACGUGCUGAGCCGGGUGCUGACGACCUUGUCCGACAACUUGGAUGACAUUGACAUUGAUCUUCUGCAGCGGCUGAAUCAGAACGUGCUUGAGCAGAUUGCCGACUUCUUGGUCAACGGCAAAGUCGGCAGUGAGCCUGGAAGCAUCCCACAAGAGCUCCUGGAAAAAUUCAAGGAGGAUCUUGAGCGCGUGGGGUCUGGUCAAGUGUCUGAACAGAUUAAGUGGCUCACCGCUGAAAGUGCCAGUGCUUCGAAAGUCUUCAGCAAAGUGAAGGGCCCGCUUUGGACGCGCAUUGAGGCGGUUGAGUCUGAGUUUGGCAGUGUUGUUGGGAAGCUCACGUAUUGGGUGGCCAAAACGGCUUGCAUCGGCCUUGCAGUUUAUUCCGUGGCAUCGCUCGCUUCUCAGUGGAAGCAGAUGAACGCCGAUGACAGGGCGAUUGCAAUCUUGCACACGGGUGUGUCUUCUUUCCGCUUGAUGAUGCUGUUCGAUGAUCAGAUCACACAGGCCCUGUCAAAGGGCGCCAACUUUUUCUCUCGCAAGCUGGCUCAGCAAAGCGUGGAUGCAUCGUUUGCGUCGGGAGCAGCAUUGGAGGAGAAAGCUGGACAGCUGGACAAAGCAGCACGGUACCUCAACCCUGAGCUUGCUGUGGACGUUCCGGAGACGUCCAACGCGGGCAUGGAGAUGGUGAGCAGAUCACUGGCCGAGGAGGCCGUGGGUAUCGAGGCUGAGGCCGAGAAGACGUCGGCGCUCACAGCACGGUGGUCCGAGAUGACAACGCUGAAGAAGUUCGUGCGUGUGGGUGGAUUGGUUCUUGGUGCUGCGACUGUCGUCUAUUUGGCCGUCGACCUCGCAGGCUCAUGGGGGAACAUGUCGAAGAGUGAACGCGCCCUGAAUCUGCUGAACGUUUCUGCGUUCGGCCUUGGGUUGGUGGUUGAUGGCGUUGCCUUCGCUGCGGAGCUCGGCGUGACGGCUGUGGAAGCAUUGGCCUCCUCAAUUGUGCCCGUAGCUGCGCCUGUGCUGCUGGCCGUGGGCUUAGUUGCCACUGUCAUUUUGGCGUUCAAGCACAAGAAGCACGCCCGCGUGGACACGCCUCCAGAAGUGUUUAUCAAGAGCAAGGUUGUGCCCCUGUUGAACAGCAUUUCCACGCCUUCGCGCAAAUGGCUGGAGGGCACCGCCAGAGCCAACAGUCGCAUGGCCUAA
Messenger RNA from Salpingoeca rosetta, 4494 nucleotides. RefSeq lists its product as uncharacterized. The record is from RefSeq and is a predicted model, not a curated record. The transcript has 8 exons. Bases 1 to 4494 code for a protein of 1497 amino acids. Lineage: Eukaryota; Choanoflagellata; Craspedida; Salpingoecidae.